Molecule: messenger RNA, 1012 nt
Organism: Funneliformis geosporum
Lineage: Eukaryota; Fungi; Glomeromycota; Glomeromycetes; Glomerales; Glomeraceae
Source: the annotation of a GenBank genome assembly
AUGAGAAUAAUUCCUAUCAUUACAACAGUUGUGGCAACUUUUUAUGUAGUUAAUGCGAGUCCUCAAGCUCCUGCUGCACCAGCCGCUCCAGGUGUAACUGUAAAAAUCAAUGGAAAAGAUGAGACAUAUCCAGCUGUUGAUAAAUUACCAGAUAUCAAUGAUCCUCAAGUUCAAACAUGGCUAAAAGAAUUAGAUUUAAGUAAAGUUCCAGAUCUUCCAUCAUCAAAUGGUGGUAAAAUCAAUACCGCACAGGCUCAAUGCGGUCCUCCAACAGUAAUUCAACCAAAUCAAGGAUCUUGGACUUGUCAAAAAUUCAAUGCCGAUGAUGAUGUUCAAACAUGUCCAAAAAUUGGCAAUUGGGGAUUAACAUAUGAUGAUGGCCCAUCAGCAUCAACUCCAAAAUUAUUAAGUAAACUGAAUGAACAUAAACUCAAAGCUACGUUUUUUGUUGUAGGAAGUCGUGUAGUAAUGAAUCCUGAUACCCUCAAAGCCGCUUAUGAUGCUGGUCAUAAUAUUGCUGUACACACUUGGUCUCAUCCAGCACUUACCUCCCUUCCCAAUGAAGCCAUUGUUGCUGAAUUAAAAUGGACUCUCAAGAUUAUUAAAGAUGUUAUUGGUGUCACUCCAGUAUACAUGCGCCCACCAUAUGGUGAUACUGAUAAUCGUGUUCGUGCUAUUGCACGGGCUUGCGGUCUGACAACUGUCCUUUGGGUUCCAGAAUUUGAUAGCAACGAUUGGACUCUUACCUCCACUCCUCCUAAGCCAAUUAGCUAUGUUACAGAUAUCUUUGAAACUUGGAUGCAGAAAUUCCCUAAAAUGGAUACUGGAUUCAUUGUCCUUGAACACGAUCUAUAUCCGGAAAGUGUUGAGGCUGCGUUAAUCAUUAUUGAUAAGGCUGUAACAGUUCCAAAUUUGAAUAUUACAACUGUUCCAGAAUGCAUUGGGGAUUCUAAACCAUACUUGGAAUUGAGAGAAGGUGGUAAUAAAGAUCUUAAAGCAGAAAGUGAAACUG